GUAGAAAGUAGAAAGUAGAAAGAGCAACAGUAACAGUUGCAGUGGUAAAGUUCCAAAAAAGCAAGAAAAGCCAUUGAUGAUUGCAGAAUACAGAUACAAACAGAGGAGAGAAGAGAAAGAGAAGAUAAAAGACUCUUCAUAGAGAAAGAGAAAAAAGCUUCAGACAAGUACUCAAAAAAUCUGUACAUUACAGACACAAAGACAAAAUACACACAUUUCCCCAACCCCAACAACACACCUCCAGAGAGAGAGAGAGAGGUGCGCGAGAGCAAAGAGUCCCCAUUAAUGGCGGCACAAGCACACGACCGCGACCCACAACCACCCGUCGCCGUCGAUUUCUCCAACGACGAACCAAACCACGAAAAGCUACUCUGUUCGUAUCUGGGUCUCACGUUCGGGGUCUUCCUCGGCUUGACGCUCCAGUCUCGGAACGGCGAGCUGUAUCUGAAGCUGGUGGAGACGGAGGAGCAGCUCCGGGAGCUCCUCUCGCGGCGGAAGGAGGACUCCAAGGCCAACGCCCGGGUCGUGGAGAUCUUCGCCACCCACCGCCACGCCUGGCACCGCGAGGAGAAGCGCCUGCUCCACCAGAUCGACGCCGGCGCCGACGAGAUCACGCGCCUCCGCGCCAGGGUGGAGGAGCUCGAGAAGACCGAGCUGGAACUGAGCCGAUGCGUCGACGAGUUGAGGAGGGAAGUGGGGGAAAGGGAUGAGAUGCUGAAUUUCAUGGCCCGGCCGUCGGAGUUCGAGGACUGUCCUGACGGCGGCGGCGGCGGGGGGUACGGUGGGGAGUGCUGCUCUGAAGCGGCGGUGGGGUUGGAUCCGGUGCCGGAGGAGUGUUUAUUGGAGAGAGAAGGACACAAUAUGGAGGAAAUGGGUGUUCUAUACAGGUCGGGCAAUGGGUUUAGCCCCGAGUUCUUGAGUUCUGCUUCCAAGUUCUGGGCCCAAAAAACGGGUGUCUGGCAGGAUCCACAGUAUGAGUCCCUCGAGUCAUUACAUCACUUAAAGCAUUUUUCAGUGAGAAGGGAGUCCCCAUGGAAGGUAGAUGGCGAGGCCACUGGUGUCUCCUCUAAAUUAAAGUUACUUGAGCAGGAACUGCUGAAUUUGGAAAGAAUUGACAAAAGUAAUCUUUCAAAGGUACCUUCACAGAUGAGAAAGCAAGCUAAGAGAUAUCAAGCUCUUGCAGGAAAGAUUGAUGAUCUAUGCAGAAGAAUGGCCAGCGAUCCCUCUGAACCGACACUGAGCUCGGAGUUUCGAACACAAAGACAAACAGAGUUCUUGCUCGAAGCAUUUCGUCUCCAGCAGCGCGCGUCUGAAACCGCACAGAAGCUGAUGGCGCUGCAAACUGAGACUGGAAAGAGCUAUCUGGGGGGCGGUCUGGAAGCUCAGGCGCAGCUGACUACGAGGCGCUGCAUGGACUCCAUUAAAAACAACUUCAGAGAGAUCCAGAGGAACUUGGAGAUAUGGCUGGCAAGAAUCAUCGGAGAUCUUGAAGGGAUUCUGGCCAGAGACGGCGCAUCUCGUGUUGGGGAAUACUAUUUAUCUGGGUACCCUUUUGUUCAAUAGAGAUAACUGGUUUUGUACAAUCCUGAUCUAGCAAAUACAUAUUCUUCUGGUAAAUGCUGUCACGAGCCAUUGAAGAGGUGGCUGGAAAGUUUCAAGAGAAGUCCAAAUGAUUUGUUGUAGAAUAGAGAAGAGAAUAAGAGGGAAGUUGAGAAAAUGAUGGAGAAAGGGUCGGUAAAGGGAGAAAGGAAAAAAAAUGAUUUUAAAGAAGUUAGGAAGCAAUGCAGAAUGAUGAUCAAAAGAGGUUAGUUGUUGUGUCUGUGAAAGGAUGGAUUAGAUGCUUAAAGCUGCUAUAUUUUGAUUAAAAAGCUCUGAUUUUUAUUUUAUCUAA
Molecule: messenger RNA, 1891 nt
Organism: Diospyros lotus (date-plum)
Lineage: Eukaryota; Viridiplantae; Streptophyta; Magnoliopsida; Ericales; Ebenaceae
Exons: 4
Coding region: 286-1563 (425 amino acids)
Source: RefSeq, a predicted model, not a curated record